Messenger RNA from Poecilia latipinna (sailfin molly), 1855 nucleotides. Its product is annotated as syndecan-2-A-like. Gene Ontology annotation, biological process: cell migration. Gene Ontology annotation, cellular component: membrane; cell surface. The transcript has 5 exons. Bases 37 to 807 code for a protein of 256 amino acids. The record is from RefSeq and is a predicted model, not a curated record. Lineage: Eukaryota; Metazoa; Chordata; Actinopteri; Cyprinodontiformes; Poeciliidae.
AAUUUUUUUUUUUUUUUCCGUUGUUUGGUCGUCAAGAUGAAGAAUCUGUGGCUUUUCUUCCUCGUCGCGCUGUCGACUGGGUUUAUCAGCGACAAGCUCCUUGUCCUGUCCCAGUCAACUACUUCCCAAGCAGAUGACCUUUACAUAGAGGAACCGGGAUCAGGUGACGUCCCCAUAGACGAUGAAGAUGGUGAAGAUGAUGGAUCUGGCUCUGGGUCAGGGUCUGGAGACCAUGGUUUCAGUAUCCUGUCAGAUCAAGACGAAUUAUUCAGGUUCCUGAACAUCACUGAGAGCAUCCUUUACAAAGAGCUGCUGCCACUUCCACCACAGCCAACUGUGAGCUCUGCUGCCGAUCCAGAACCUACACCAUAUGACACUGAGACUGCAGACUCCACAAACAACUAUGUUGUUAGCCAAGGCCUGAGUACCAGUACCAGUACCAGUGUCAGUGCCAGUCCUGUCGAUGUGACUACUGAGUUUAGCCCUCCUGUGAAUGAAGAGAUCCUAUUGGACACCAAAGUCUUGAUCAAAGUUGAAAGUGAGAAUUUUCCUGAAGGCGGACGAAACAGCCGGCGGAACGAGCUCAACUCUCCACAGGAAGUCACUUCUGAGAAUCUGUGGGAGAGGACAGAGGUUCUUGCAGCUGUCAUUGCCUGCGGAGUGGUCGGAUUCCUUUGUGCCAUUUCCCUCCUCCUCCUCCUCGCCUACCGCAUGAAGAAGAAGGACGAAGGAAGUUACGAUUUGGGAGACACCAAAAUGUCUGCAACAGCUUACCACAAAGCGCCCACCAAGGAGUUCUAUGCCUGAACUAACCAGCAGGGACAAUCUAAUGUGGAGUCUGGCUCCUUCUGAUCAGGACUAAAUAAGGAUCUUUAAACAGCUGAAGAAGAUUCCUUCAGAUGAAGUUUGAAGUGUCUGUUCUCCUCCAGUGCUGCAGACAUAUGUUGUUGUUGUUUUUUUUGCAUCCUCAUCCAUCCCCAUCUGUUUGUGUUUGCCACCAUUUUCUGCUUUUUUCUCUACUUAAUGCUAAGUUCCUAUGCAGAAACGGUAAUAAGGAAACAAAUGUAUUCCUCCUCAAAUGCAUUUGUGUCAUUUCCUUCCUGGGAAGGACGUUGGCAUAAAUAUUGAAUGAGCUUUUUUUUUUUUUUUUUAAAAAAAAGGAACCUUUCCUUCACCCUAAAUGGACCACAGAUGUUCUAAUUUUGUAUGUUUAUCAAAUUAAUACUUGUUCUAACACUGUGCCUUCAGACCUUUUCAGCUGAAUCACACUGUAAUUCAUUGUCCCUUUUUAGAGGAGCUCAACAAGAAGAUGGGGGCGUGGGGGAACUGAGAAAACCGGACUCUGAUAGUUUUGAUUACUUUUUAAUUAAAAUGGUACUACAUAUAUUAGUAUUACAACCCUGUUCUUGUUGAGGUCAUGCUUUCUUCAUUAGUUCACUUCUGUUAUAUUUCAUUUCGUUUAUGCUUCUUUGUUAAAAUCUUAAUAUUUUUGUUAUGACAAUGAAUCUUUUCAUAAGCUGCCCAGUAUUGCCAUGAGAGAUUUUCUUACGCUGCAGGUACAAGUUCGAUAUGUAUGUAUGUUUGUUUUUUUUUUUCCUUCCUCCCUAAAGAUAUUUAACAGUUAUAGAAACUGACCAAAUAUAAUAAACAUGCUUUACCUUUUUCAAAAAAAAUUUUUUUUGAUGUUAAUGUUUAGAGGAUAUAUUUCUGUAAGCCAAGAGAUUUCCAUUCCAUACAGGUCCCUCAGGUAUAUAGCGUGUUUCAAACAUUUCUUAUAUUUUCAGGAUUAUCUGACUUGGUGACUGAGUUCUGCAGGCAUGUGGGACAGGUAGAGCCAAAACUAAUGACUAUAAUU